Rattus norvegicus (Norway rat) is the source of this 1067-nucleotide messenger RNA. RefSeq names its product acetylserotonin O-methyltransferase-like (gene Asmtl). The record is from RefSeq and is a predicted model, not a curated record. Gene Ontology annotation, molecular function: nucleoside triphosphate diphosphatase activity. NCBI's taxonomy places the organism in Eukaryota, Metazoa, Chordata, Mammalia, Rodentia, Muridae.
UCGCAAGCCAAGAGGGAGGGGCGGGGCCUGGGCGAAUUCCGGAAAUUGCGCAAAAACGCCACCAUUCACGUAACACGAAGGGUGGUGCCUGGGCUGCGGAGUCCUCCAGUGAUAUCGGUCAGGUCUGGUAACCCCGCGCGACUCUGGCCCCCAUGGCACUGAAGCCGCUCGCCCCGCUCCUGCGCGGUUACCACGUGGUCCUGGCGAGCGCUUCGCCAAGGCGGAGGGAGAUCCUCGACCUGGCGGGCGUGGUUUUCGACGUCAUCCCCUCGCACUUCUCGGAGGUCCCGCCCCCGGAGCACCUGCUCCGCCCUCAGGACUUGGUGAUUGCAAAUGCCAAAGGGAAAGCCUUGGACGUCGGAAUGCGCCUAAGCCAGGUGCGGGAGGCCCCAGUAGAAAGUAGACUGGGCUUCUGUGAAGAUGAUGGCGGGGUUUCAGGCUGUUCUGUGUUACGGGUGGGGCUCCUGGUCAGGUGGAGGAGUUUCCUGGCUGACCCGGAGACCCAGCACCUCAUCAUUGGAGCGGACACCAUUGUGGCCAUGGAGGGGCAGAUCAUGGGGAAGCCCUGCGACCGUGAAGAUGCACUCCGGAUGUUAACCAGGCUGAACGGUCGUGAGCACAGUGUCAUCACCGGUGUCGCCAUCAUCCUUACGGGUGGAGCAGGCACCCGUGACGCAGAGGUGGUGGUGGUCUUCCACGAGGAGACGCUGGUGACAUUCUCGAAGCUGUCAGAUGAGCUUGUGCAGGAGCAUGUGGAGGGCGGGGAGCCCUGGGACAAGGCGGGGGGCUACGGGCUGCAGGCGCGGGGCGGAGCGAUAAUGGCAGAGGCCGUGCGGGGUGACCCCCUCAAUGCAGCGGGGCUCCCUCUCAACCGGCUCUGCCGCGAGCUGGGGCGCCGGCUGCUGCCUUCGGGACCAGGACAGGAAGUGGAGUCGCAGACAUGAAGUUAUGUCAUCACAGCCGAAGUGACAGGAAGUAAUGUUACAAACAGGACCCCUGUGUGACCGCCCCCCCCCCCAACCGCCACCCGGGUCAUGGUGUAAUAAAGGUCGAUAAGGUGGACAGAG